Molecule: messenger RNA, 3567 nt
Organism: Electrophorus electricus (electric eel)
Lineage: Eukaryota; Metazoa; Chordata; Actinopteri; Gymnotiformes; Gymnotidae
Source: RefSeq, a predicted model, not a curated record
AUGUUGGUCUCCAGCAAGCAGUUGCCGAUCAGCCGUUCCCGGAGUUGGGAUACGCUAGGCAGGAAUGAGGCUCAGUGGGAAAGCAACGAGAACACUUUUGAGCAGCAGUCCAGAAUGACCAGCCGCCGGAACUCCUUGUCUUACGGAGGAAAUACGGCAGGAGGUUGGUAUGAACCACCCCCUGGCACACGUCCACCUGACCUGGAUACAAAACGGGAGCCAUUUUUCCAAGAAUCACUUUACAACCAAAAUUACCUGGAUCAUUCUGACUCGCACAACAUGAGAAAGAGCUCUGUUGAACUGAACAACCAAUAUAACCAGCCACCCCUGGCUCACCGCAUAUCUCUACCUCCAGCUCCAGUGGAUUAUUACCAACAAGAUCCUACAAUGGUCCCAAGGCCUCCCGAUGGAUAUUAUCGUGGAGAGGAGCGUCACCCCCUCAACAGAUUGAAUUCUCACUAUAGAGUGAUGGGUGGUUCUCGGCCACCAUGGGAACAGAAUCAAGGAGUGAGGUCUGGUCCUCCUGGCUCUAGUCCUGCCCCAGCUCCUCCUCCACCUCCUACCUCUCACCAAAUGACCCGUAUCUACAGGCAACCAUCCCUCUCUGGCACUUCGUCUGCCACCCCUGUGUCCAAAAUUAUCCCAGACGGGCAGCGAUUUCCAAGCCGGGCGCAUUCUCCUGCUCUCUACGGCAUAGAGACAACUUCUCCCCACUAUGGUAGUGAGCUCCCUGUCACUCUCACUGGGCAAUCGGCAUAUAGUGACAUCAAUGGGAGACAGAUGGACCCUAAGCAGCCUUCGUCUACCUGCAUUUUGCUGGAUCCCGGUUCUCAGGGGCUGGACACCACCACCCAAGGUAUGGUCAUACGCCAGGAAUGUUCUUCACCAUACACCAUACAGCAGCCUCAGCAGCAGCAGCAAGUGCAACAGCCAGCUCAGCACGUACAGCCAGUGCAGCAGGUGCAACCUGUUCAACAAGCUCAGCAGCACAUUCAGCCAGUUCAGCAGGUGCAACACAUGCAGCCAGUUCAGCAGAUGCAACACAUGCCUCCUGUUCAACACAUGCAGCCUGUGCAUCAUGUGCAACAAAUGCAACCAGCUCUGCAAGUGCAACAUAUGCCACCUGUUCAGCAAGUGCAACAAAUGCAGCCUCCAGCAAUUCCGUCGUUGCAAACUGUGAUACCCUCAAAUCCUGUGUACUACCUUAACCCUCUCCUAGCAGCCCCUGCUCCUGCAACCACUCCAAUCAUGGCUGCUACCCCUGCUCAGCUUCCUUCUCAGCUGCUCACUCAAACUGUUAUUCCCAUUCCUUCACCAAUGGUGCCUCAAGUCCAAGCUCCUGUGGACCCAAAGAAAACGGCAGACCCAGAUUUCUUGGCGGUGCUACGCAAUGAAGGUCUGUCUGAGAGCACAAUCACCUCUCUGAUUGAGCAGGGCUUUGAUUCCACUGCCAUGCUGGCUGUUAUGGAAGAAAAUGAUGUUCAUUCUGUUGCACCAAACCUAGGGCAGGCACGUGUUCUCUCUCGUGUGGCACAAAGUUGCAGACGUUUGUCCGAAUCUGCUCCUGUCACCCUCCUGUGCCCUACAGCUCGAGUCCGCGGCCGAUCCAACAGCUUCAGCCACCGUGGCGACAUAUACCUGCACCGGGCACCAGCAGAGAAUGCAGGCAUGGACUCCCAGCAUAUGCAGCCAUCCUCCAUAAUCAUGCAUGCCAUAUCCCCCAGGGUAGGUGAGGUCAUGGGUUGCAGACCCAGUAGUGCUCCCUCCCAGCAGUUUCUGGAGACUGGCAGUGGAUAUCCUGGAGCCAGAAUCCCAGGGGCUUUCGGCGCUGCUGCAGUGCCCAUCCAACCUCGUACAAUGUACACCUACACGCCGCAGGUUAGCUUACCCAUUACUUCCACGUCUCAGCAAGUGACUCUUCCAUCGCACAUACCAGGAAUGUCACCGCAAAGCCCUGGCUUGCUACAGCAAAUACAGGCUCUGCCAUCAUCAAUCCACAGUGUGCCACAGCAGAUGCCAAUGGUAGCCGGAGUACCCCACGCGAUAACCAUACCUGCUGUACUACCCCAGCAAGCUACCAAGGUUUACUCCACUAACUACACCGUGCCCGUAGAGCUCAUGAAAAGAGAUCGGAGUCUGGUCACCAUGCCACCCAUGCCCAGUCCCCAUGUAAACCCACAGAUUAGAAGGAAGCCUGGGUCAGCGCUUCAUGAGGGCAUCCUGGUGCCUGUAGGUUCAGGCCAUACUUCUACCACAACCAGUCAGAAGUUAAUUCGACGCACUGGGCUUCCUGUCAUCAUCUCUGCUAUGGCAUCUCCUGAAACAAUUAUUAGGCCCCAGGUCAUGAAUGGGCCGGCGCAGCUUCGGCCACUGGUGGCGCUGCUGGACGGGAGGGACUGCACAGUGGAGAUGCCCAUCCUCAAAGAUCUGGCAACAGUGGCUUUCUGUGAUGCCCAGUGCACACAGGAGAUCCAUGAAAAGGUCCUGAAUGAGGCGGUGGGAGCCCUGAUGUACCACACCAUUAAGCUGACCAGAGAGGACCUGGAGAAGUUCAAAGCCCUACGCAUCCUCAUCCGGAUCGGGAGCGGCUUUGACAACAUCGACAUAAAGGCCGCAGGCGAGAUGGGCAUUGCUGUGUGUAACAUCCCAUCUGCAGCGGUGGAGGAGACAGCAGACUCCGCCCUCUGCCACAUCCUCAACCUGUACCGGAGGAACACCUGGCUGUACCAGGCCCUCCGGGACGGCUCACGGGUCCACGGCGUGGAGCAGAUCCGAGAGGUGGCAUCAGGAGCCGCUCGCAUUCGGGGAGAGACCCUCGGACUCAUCGGCUUCGGCCGGUCGGGUCAGGCGGUGGCUGUACGGGCAAAACCUCUUGGCUUCAAUGUGAUCUUUUAUGACCCGUACGUGCUGGAUGGUUUGGACCGCUCCCUGGGUGUCCAAAGAGUGUUCACCCUACAGGACCUGCUGAACCAAAGCGACUGUGUGUCCCUGCACUGCAGUCUAAAUGAACACAACCACCACCUUAUCAAUGAUUUAACCAUCAAACAGAUGCGCCAUGGAGCGUUCCUGGUGAACACGGCACGGGGCGGUCUAGUGGACGAGAAGGCUCUGGCACAUGCCCUAAAGGAGGGCCGAAUACGAGGGGCUGCCCUGGAUGUCCACGAGUGCGAGCCCUUCAGUUAUACUCAGGGCCCCCUGAAAGAUGUUCCUAACCUGAUCUGCACACCCCAUGCAGCCUGGUACAGUGAGCAGGCCUCGCUGGAGAUGCGGGAAGCCGCUGCCACUGAGAUGCGGAGGGGUCUCACAGGUCGUAUCCCAGACAACCUCAGAAACUGUGUCAACAAAGACUACUUUAUUCCCUUUGCUCAGUGGGGAAUAGCAGAGCAGCAGGUGCAUCCAGAGCUCAAUGGCACCACCUACAAAGUGAUGCAGCCACUACCGGCCAUAUCUCCUGGCAGCCUGCAAGACAAAAUGUAUACCUAAACAGAGCCAGGCUUUUUUCAAGACUGGGGGGUAUGACUCCUGUUGGCAUGAGAGCACCACCGAUGGGCACAAAACCGGGCAGUG